Molecule: messenger RNA, 5561 nt
Organism: Linum trigynum
Lineage: Eukaryota; Viridiplantae; Streptophyta; Magnoliopsida; Malpighiales; Linaceae
Source: the annotation of a GenBank genome assembly
UAUAUAUAUGUGCUCACCAAACAACAUUAGUAAACCCAAAAGUAAUUAGUCCCUAAAGGGGACCCUCGUUCCAACAGCUGGUAUCAAAGCCUAAUUCGAAUAAAAAAUGGUUGACUAUUGAGUAGACCCUCGUUCCGAAACAUCGGGAUUUGAGAUAAGCAUAUGGUGGAUGUUUAUCUAGCGAAUCAAAGAUUCACUUAUGAGUUAUGACAGAUCAACCUAUAUAUACAUAUGAUAGAUCCUUGUAUCGAGCAUAGUCUGCGAUACAAGUUGUCAUAACUGUUGAUGGGAGGACAAAGUUCAUGGUCCUAUAUCUUGAGGGGCGGUUGUUAAGAGACAAUUGAAGCACCAGAUUGUGUAUACAAGAGAAAUGACUUGAUUUUACUAAAAUCUAUUAGUAUAAGAAUUUCGAGAGAAAACUCAAAGAUAUCGAGUGGAAUUGAUCCAAGGCGAAUAAUAUCAUACUACGAAACACACGAUCCAGUAUACAUCGUAGAGAAAGAUGAAAGAUGAAGUCACUAUGUCCAACAUCAAUGUUAGAGAUAAAUAUCACGAAGUGUAAUUACUAAUUAUAGAAAUUGUAAUGCAACAUGGAUAUUAGACCAUUUGUGUAAGAAACCAUUUUUUUUUAUAUAAGAAAUAUUCAAGAAAAAAGGAGGCCAUGAAGCUCACUUCUUGUCUGCUCGCCGACCAAUACUUUGAACCAGUGGCAGCUUUUGCGCAUGUAUCCCCACUACUCAUCGCUCUCGUUUCCCUCAGCACAAAAAACCAGGCACGAUCAUAUCCUUACAAAACACCCCCAAUAUUUUUUCCUUGGUGAACUGAAAACCCCUAAUGUUCAUUGACCUCACUAAAUUCAAAGCACAUGACCGAUCCAAACAAUAUAUAUAAAAAAAACGGUUGUUUCUAAGUUCUACUAAAGAAAAAAGAGGGUUGCUAAUACAAUUUUGAUUUUGUAUUUCAAUCCAAACCAAGUCAAGGAAGGUUAUCAAACAAACUCUUGAAGACUCAUGCCGGGUUUUGCACUCGAUUCAAGGGGAAUUGAUGCGUCAAGUGGUAACUGAUGUCGAGUAUAUAUAAGUUGGUUGAUCUUCUUCCAGAAUCAAAACACUAUUAUUCGUGAGUGCAUAGAAAUAUAUGAAUGGAUUGUGAAAGUAAAAAACAAUUUACCAUAAGCACACAUCCAUUUUAUGAUCACAUGAUUCGUAACACUCAAUUAAUACAAAAAUGUCUACGAUAUAACCAAAUUAAUGAAAUCCCAAGCGUCAAUCAUUGAAUUAAGUAUCUGUGAUUUACAAAUUUUAAGUAUAAUACCAAAAAUUAAUACAUACCAACCCUUAUCUUAAAACUACAGUAAAAAAAGAAUUUUUCUAAUUAGGAUAUUCAUCGUAGGGUUCCGAACUUAUCAUGUCGUCCUUGUAUUCUAUCUCUAUAUAUAUGCCAACAAAUGCACACGGCUGGUGAGAAAAGAGAGUACAGUCUCCUCAGAAAUCAUCAGAAACCACAGACUUCUUUCUUUCUUUCUAGAGAGAGAGAGAGAGAAAUUGUGUGUGUGAAACCCAUGGAAGAGAGAAUGUCAGGAUUCUGCAUCGCCAAAGCUCGAACCCAUCUUCGCAACAGCAACAACAACAAGAACAGCAACAACGAUUACGGCAGCGGGACAAAGUGCGGGCGGUGGAACCCGACGGCGGAGCAGGUCAAGGUCCUGACGGAGCUCUUCCGGUCGGGGCUCCGAACCCCCAGCACCGACCAGAUCCAGAAGAUAUCCAGCCAGCUCAGCUUCUACGGCAAGAUCGAGAGCAAGAACGUCUUCUACUGGUUCCAGAACCACAAGGCCCGCGAGCGCCAGAAACGCCGCCGCGUCAACCUCGACGACAACGACGUCGUUCUCUCAUCCUCGUCAAUCAUAUCCCCACCUUCCAACCUCAUCCGCCGCGACGAUCCCUUUUCCUCCUCCGCUAGAUAUUUUUCAGAGAUGAGCCAUAACAGGCAUCUUCAGUAUUAUAACGAGGAGCCGCCAGCAGCAAAAGCUGAAAGGGUGAUAGAAACGCUUCAGCUGUUUCCAUUAAAUUCCUUCAACGAGGCUACUGAUCAUCAUCAAUACUACUAUGGCCGUAAGGAAGCAGCAGCAGCUGCUCGUGGGUUCUCCUGUGGGUUCAGUUCAGAAAUGGACCAUCCGCCGCUGGAUCUACGAUUAAGCUUCCUGUAAUAAUAUAAGUCGUGGUUAUAUGUAUGGCUAAUAUAAUGUUGUUCUGAUCGAAACAAUGAUGUAAUAUUAGGGUUUUUUAAUUACUACGUAGUAGGGAAACAUCAAACAUGGUGGCUGGAAAGUGAGUUUAUGAUGAGCAGCAGGUGGGAAGUGUCAGUUCUCUUGGUGUAGUGGGUGUUACUAGUGGUGGGUCGUGGUUUCUCUUCAAUCAAUGUAAUAAAUCUAGAAAAGGGAUGGAGAAAUUGACCAAAUCGAUCGGGUCGUGCCUUUGAACAUUCUUCUCUCUGCAUGCUUUUUGUUUCUUGUUUUGCGGUAGAAAUUGUACUAGUGCGCGUAUCUUUCAUUUCAAGCAAAUAUGAUCAGCAUAAUCUUGAUUGAUAAUUAUGUCCUUGAAAUUGGUUUAGUGAAGAUUUUAUAUGAUGGAUACCACCGCUUUGUGUGCUAAUGGUCUUGAGUAAUGUUUUGGAAAACCCAUUGUGGCAUCGUUCAUUUGAUGUUAUUAGAGAGCUAUAAGUGUUGCGUCGGCGUGUCGCUAGUGGUUCACAUUUUAUUGAUUCAAACGGUUUUAAACCCCUUUAAAAUUAUUAAGAAACUAUUUAAUAGAUUCGAAUCUGAGACCUACAAGUUUAAGAAUAAAGACUAGUGAUUUUACCACUAGACCAAGUUCUCGUUCGUUAACAGAAUAGACAUAGUAACACACUAAACCAUUAAGUAUAUAUAUAUAUAUAUAUUUUUUUUGGGGUGAGAACUAAACCAUUAAGUAUAAGUAUGUAACUAGAAAUCUAUUGGUUUAUGGAAAAAACGUUAUCCAAUGAUAACAUGAGUAAUUUUCGGGGAUAGAAACUAUGUAAUCGCAAUGAAAAUAAAACUAGGAAGAUUUGAACAUUGUACAAUCAAGCAUAUAAUUUCUAAAUAACAAGGUAAGUUGUAAUUGGUUGCAUAGAUCAAGAAUCAUACUAUUGAAUAGCAUAUCAUAAUAAUUUUGGACUUAGUUUUCCAAUUUAGCUGGUUUUGGACUUUCAUGAACUGGCUGCACGGUUCGACCCAUUUUGAGCGGUUAAAUAGUAUUUGAUCAUAGCAUGGUAUUGUAAUAUAAAUAUUUCAUCAUGGUAGACUAAUUACUAGAGAGAAGAAAAAAACAGGAAAUGGUGACAAAAAAAAGGGGAUUUAUUAAUUGCUCUGUGCAUACGCUGUUGGAUUUUGAUUUCAUCAAAUUGUUGGUGUAGUAGUAGUAGGAGGAGGGUCUGCCUGGGAAUUUGGAGUGUUUGCUUUUACCGAUCACAAAAGAAAUGUCUGUCCCUCCUCGGACUCCACAAACAAAGACGACUGCUGCCGGCCGGCCGGUCCAUGCACACACAUAUAUAAAUAUAUAGUUGAUCCAAUAUACAAUUAAUUGAAUGAAGAAGUAGUAGUGAUUAAGAUUUCCGUGCAUUGGGUUUAAUUAAGAUCUUGAAUGCCUCCAUCGUUGAAAUUUCUUGCAUCCUUCUACUACAGCGCACAGAUCUCCGUUCACAUCUGGAGGAUUCUCCUUGAGGAUUGUGAGAGGAACAUCACGUAAUUUCCUUUGCAAGUCUCUUAGGUGUGUGAAAGUCUCGACUUUCUGGUGUCCGUUUGCCAGCCAAAUCUCACUUUUGAAUUUAUACGAUCCAUUCCUGCAGCCUGCCUUGCUGCUUUUGGUGAUUGUCAAAAGCUGUCAGUUCACCCCAACCCCAUAGAUUAUAUGGAUUACACGCUUUAGGGAGUGUUUUUUAUCCAAGGUUGUCAAAUCCGCGGCUCGACCCAUUUUGACCUGACACGGUGAGAAAAACGGGCCGUACGUAUGCACCCGUCGGGUCGACCGCUACAAGAUACCGGGAUGGAGGUUAAGUUGUAACAUUUAUUUAUUAGGUUUGCAGAAUGCGCCUAUUUUUUAUUUUUCUUUUCGUCUAACUCAAUAUUUGGAAUUUUAAGUUGAACAUUUGAAUAUUGAUGUUAUAUAAGUGUGUGUGAAUUUUCACCGUAUGUUGCAUCUAAGUACGACAUGUUAUUUUGGUGGAAUAUUAUAUGUCAUAGAUGAGUCAUGAGAUUUGAUAUAAUUUAGGGUCAAUACCUUAAUUUGGCCCGAAUUAUACACAAACUUUCUACUUUGGUCUAUGGUUUCGAAAAUUGCUCUUCCGGCCUGAACUAUGUAUCAUACUUCCUUAUUUGGCCCGAAGGCAGGUUUGACCGUUAGAUCGGACGGUCAACAGAGUUGACCGUUAGUCAAUGCCCAGCUCACUUGGCAACGUCAGCGAGCAGAUAAUAAAAAAAUUAUUUUUGGAAUUUCUGUAUUUUUUUCCUUCCUUAUAAUUAUAAUAAACAUAAUUUUUUAUUUCAUUUCUUAUAAAAAUAUAGAAAUUAAAAAAAUAUAUAUUUUAUUAUCUACUCGUUGAUGUGGCCAAGUGAGCUGGCCAUCGACUAACGGUCAACUCUGUUGACCGUUCAAUUUAACGGUCAAACCCGCCUCAAGGCCAAAUAAGAAAGUAUGAUACAUAGUUCAGGCUAGAAGAGCAAUUUCCGAAACCACGGGCCAAAGUAGAAAGUUUGUGUAUAGUUCGGGCCAAACUAAGGUAUUAACCCUAUAAUUUAUUAGGAUAAGUACAAUAUAAUGACUCUUUUCAUAUUCUGGACUAAAUCCGUUGACCCAUUAACCCUUGACACACUAGCUCGAUCGGGGCCGGAUCAGCCCGCGGGCUGACAACCUUGAUUUGAUCUCUCUCCUUUUUUUUAUUAUCAAAAUGUAUUAAUGUAAAAAUGUAUGCAUAGUUGCAUACAUAGUUUUUGUUAAUGAAAGGAUAUGUGUCUUACAUACACCUAGUGAUGACAAUUUCAACCCGCCCCGCGGGUAUUACUCGACCUGACCUGCGAUGGGGCGGGUAUUACCCGACCCGCAGUAGCGUGGGGCGGGACAUGGAUAUCUACUUCCGACCCGUCCUGCCCUGUCCCGCCCCGUUCUAGACUCAUUUUAUCUCAAUUUUUUACAAUAUAUAUACAUAUUUCUCCUAUUUUGAUUUUUCUUCAACUAGUUAGAGUCAAUCUUUCAACUUGUUAGGCUCAAUUAUCCAUUCUAUUAUCAAUAUUUUUUAUUCUUAAAGUGUUUUCCCCUACGUUUUAUUGUAAAAAGUAAAAUUUACUUGUAUUUUUUUUUUGAACAACAUGUAAGAAUGGGUCGACCCGCCCCGCCCCGUACCCGCGUGGGUUUUACAUGCCCCGACUCGUAGUAACAUGGUGCGGGGCAUGAAAAUUGAGGUACCCGCCCCGUCCCAUUGCCAUCACUACAUACACCAACAUAUAAAAAUUAUUUUAUGUGCUUUAGUAAAGAUUGUAAUUUUUA